CUACUGUAUUUGUACUCCAACUUGCUGAAUCCAGACUUUACGAGUAAAUCCUAGUGACCUUGACAAAUUCCCAGCCAAACCAAUCCGAAGCAAUGAGAAAUCCACGUCGUGUAACAAGCUCCUUGAUUUUGGUGGUAACAGUCAGCGUACUACCUAUGAUUGACUCGUUGUUCUUCAUAUCUGAGUCCAUGACGCAAGACAGGAUGCUUCAAGGUCACGUAUUUGAAAGCCACUCAGGGAUCACGAGCCAAUUUGACUGUUAUAGAAAAUGCAAUGCCUCUGGAAACUGCUACAGCAUGAACUAUCACCCGACAACUGGGCUUUGUGAGCUGAGCUGUAACUGUCAUUUAGUGGUUCCUAAUGAUUUCGUUUACUCUCUUCAUACAAAGUAUUUCAUGAUACGUCAAUGUCAAGUACUUCAAUGUAGCUUUGAAACCGCGACGUUUUUGCAUUUUCCACGUAGAUCAGUUGAGGACAAAAUCAUAUUUGUGGAGCCUUUUUUCAGUUUGACAACAUUCACAAUCAGCAUGUGGAUUCAGCCUGACAUGGAGGGAUCCACAUUCCAUGCGGUCCUCAGUUAUGCUACCACUGCAAUCGACAACGAACUAAAUGUUUAUAUAAAAAACCCUAUGAUCAACGUGGCUAUUAACAAUGUCGCAUUGAAGAGUAACGGCCGCAAAAAUUUAAUUGGCCGUUGGCAUCAUGUCUGCGUAACCUGGAAGAAUGAUGAUGGCAAGAUAGCAGUCUACCUUGAUUGCGAAAAAAUAAACGAUGGCACUUUAAAGAGGGGUCACGUGAUUACAAAAGGUGCAUUGAUUCUUGGUCAAGAACAAGACGGCUACAUGGAACGUUUUGAUAAAGACCAGACAUACAAAGGGAACUUGACGAGCCUCAACAUCUGGGACCGAGUGUUCACAGCAGACGAGAUCAAAGAACUGUCUGCCUCUUAUCAUACCCUACAAGGGAAUGUAGUUAAGUGGUCAGAUUUAAAACAAAGAACCCAUGGCGAAAUCCAGGCUUUGUGUGAUCCUAUUUGUCCUCCAUUUGGUGUGGUAAGUCACACCUAGUUGUCGGUUGGCAGUUUCUCUGGAAUUUUCUUAGCCUUAUAUAUGUUUCAAUCCAGAGUUCAAGGAUUCAGUCAUAGUUAAUUAAUAUAGAUAGCUAGAUAACACUCUCGGCAUUAUCAAAUCAAUGGAUCGGACACCUUCCAGUAGAUUUUGUUGUCGACGCCCGAUUGCACGAAUAUUGCACACAACCAUUGUCAUAUAAAACGGCACUCUUGAUCAGGGAUUUGCAUAAGUAAAAACAAGAGUAAGAGUUUUAAGUCAGUGAAUAUUAAGUAGGAGGCAAACGUUCGUCUCCUUUAUUGUACAAUUCCUUUAUUGGCAUUAAAGUCAC
Molecule: messenger RNA, 1398 nt
Organism: Actinia tenebrosa (Australian red waratah sea anemone)
Lineage: Eukaryota; Metazoa; Cnidaria; Anthozoa; Actiniaria; Actiniidae
Product: C-reactive protein 1.1-like
Source: RefSeq, a predicted model, not a curated record